Seminavis robusta is the source of this 1274-nucleotide messenger RNA. The record is from the annotation of a GenBank genome assembly. NCBI's taxonomy places the organism in Eukaryota, Bacillariophyta, Bacillariophyceae, Naviculales, Naviculaceae.
AGAGAGUGACUUUGUACAUACUUCUUACGUGUUUGAGGUUUGAAAAGCUCGAGGAUUGGAUCCUUUCGCUCUCCAUUCUUCGCUCUCUGGCUCUGGCUUUUCUCGUUCGGCCCUCACAAUUGACCCAAUCUUCAGCCAAGAACCAACACCCGACAACGCGACAAGAUGUCCUCUGCAUUCGAUGAAGCCGCUCUCUCCAAGCCCUUGCUUGGACCUGCCAAGACGACGAGAUGGUCGUCGGGUUCUCUUCUUUCAUCCUCGGCAUCUUCGAGAUUUGUGGGGAUGUUUUCGUGCAAGGACCUGUCUGACGAUGAAGAUUCCAUGUCGGAUGGAUCUGUGUCGUACUACGAGGAAGAAGAUGAAGAAGAAGAAAUCGUCUUUGAUGGGGAAACCCGGCUUGUACUCCACGAGGUGACCUUGGAACCGGUGGAUAUCGAAGCUGCCAUUAUGACGGAACGCCAUGGAGCCUUCACGCACCUGAAUCAAUCCAUGCAGCAGAUUUUUCAGAUUUCCCAAGACCUCUCGGCUCUGGUGGACGAUCAGGGCGACCAGAUUGAGAGUCUGCAGACCAAUUCCAUGGAAGCCAAGGACCAUGCCGAAAAUGGAUUGAAGCAUUUGCAACAUGUAAACCAACAGUACGAUCUGCAACAACAGCGUCGCAUUUUGUGCUUGUACGCCAUUCUGAUGUUGGUGGGAAUUCUCUGGAUGUUUGGAGCAUCCACGGAUUAAUGAUAAUGAAACAAGGGGGCUCUUUGUCGCUGUGGCUAACACAAGCAGGGACUCGCUUUGUGCGCAAUGGAAUAACGAUUCAAUUCGAUUCAAUCAAGGUUUCUUGGUCGUCUACCUUCCUUACAUGUCUAUUGCAGAUUGUAGCUUCUCGGCGACUAUACCGUACAUGAAACACCGGAUUGUUCAUAUUUACAAGUAGUGAAACCUAGCUCUAAAGUAGAAUUCAAAAUUAAGAACAGAGUAUUGUCAGUUGACUUGCAUGGUCACCUUCUGAUCCAUCGUACCGACACUAGCGCCAUACUGUCCACCUAUGGCAACACUUGCUAAGAGAUCCCCACCAUUGACAGGUCGUUGAGCCGAUCCUCAAAUACCGAGAUCAAAAGGCGGACUUCAGUGUCCUAGAAAAUGAAUCCAACACCUAAACGGAGACGAGGCUACAAUACAAUAGGCGAGAAAGUUCUUCCUCUAUGUGCAACCCCGCCACCAAUGCCCUUCGAUAUUUUGUAACGCCUUUGUCUAGUAAGUUAGGCUACGUUUGCUCCACU